Molecule: messenger RNA, 708 nt
Organism: Solanum dulcamara
Lineage: Eukaryota; Viridiplantae; Streptophyta; Magnoliopsida; Solanales; Solanaceae
Exons: 3
Coding region: 1-708 (235 amino acids)
Source: RefSeq, a predicted model, not a curated record
AUGUUGAUUCGGCAAAUGGAAAUCUCUAGACUUAUAACCUAUGCAGAUAAAAUAGAGGAUGAUAAGCUAAGGGAGUCCAAAAUAGCAAGGACCGAUGGUGGUGAUUCCUCUCAUGCUAGGUCCGAAAGUGGAGGGCCUCCUUAUUUUUUUCCAAAGUUUACAACCGCAUGCAAGAAAUAUGGGAAGAAUCACAAAGAAGAACCUCUAGCGGGUUUGAAUGUGUGCUAUCGAUGUGGAAAGACGGGUCAUAAUUCUAAGCAGUAUAAGGUCAAAUAUAGUUAUCCUCAAGGCCAAGUUACGCAUGGAGGCCAAGUUCAACAAGGUGGACAAAAUCAACCAAAAGGUGGUCAACCCAACAAUCAGUUAUAUGCUUUUUAUAGUAGACAAGAGAUGGAGGAGACUCCUAAUGUUGUUACCGGUAUUUUGCGGUUCUUUCACUAUGAAGUUUAUGCCUUACCUGAUCUAGGUAAUUUGUCUUUUGUUACUCUCUAUGCAUCCAUGAGAUUUGAUAAAAUGCCUCCAAUAAGACCACUGUUUCCAAUGGGGAACAAUGCUAAUGAGGUCCAAGAUCCUCCGACUCUUUAUGGAAAUAGCCCUUUGCCUGAGCAAGUGGCAGAUGCAGAUUUUUGGACCGCCUUUAUCAUACUAGCUCACGUAGUGGCCAAUAAAGGGAUUGUGGCUCCUCCGAAUGUUCCUACUCUGGUAUGA